Naegleria fowleri is the source of this 2091-nucleotide messenger RNA. RefSeq lists its product as uncharacterized. Gene Ontology annotation, molecular function: metallopeptidase activity; U1 snRNA binding; U6 snRNA binding. Lineage: Eukaryota; Heterolobosea; Eutetramitea; Acrasida; Naegleriidae. The record is from RefSeq and is a predicted model, not a curated record. Gene Ontology annotation, biological process: mRNA splicing, via spliceosome; spliceosomal tri-snRNP complex assembly. Bases 1 to 2091 code for a protein of 696 amino acids. Gene Ontology annotation, cellular component: U5 snRNP; catalytic step 2 spliceosome. The transcript has a single exon.
AUGAACUCUUCAUGUGCCGACAUUUUGCUUUUCGCAGCAUACAAGUGGCAAAUUACUAAACCAUCACUCUUGACAGAAACUAACGACACCUAUGACACUAGCUCAAACAAGUACUGGGUUGACGUACAAUUGAGAUGGGGUGACUUUGACUCUCACGACAUUGAAAGGUACUCUCGUUCCAAGUUUUUGGACUAUACCAACGACAAUCUCUCAUUCUAUCCUUCACCCACAGGUGUAUUGAUUGGUAUCGACCUUGCCUAUAAUUACAUGUCUGCGUAUGGAAAUUGGUUCCCUGGUUCAAAACCUCUCAUUCGUAAGGCUAUGGCCAAAAUUAUGAAAGCCAAUCCAGCUCUCUAUGUUCUCAGAGAACGUAUUCGAAAGGGUCUUCAAUUGUAUUCUUCAGAGCCAACUGAACCAUAUUUGAACAGUCAAAAUUAUGGAGAGUUGUUCAGUAAUCAGACCAUCUGGUUUGUGGACGACUCGAAUGUGUAUCGUGUUGUUGUUCACCAAACUCAUGAAGGUAACUCUGCCAAUAAGCCAAUCAACGGUGCCAUCUUUAUCUUCAAUCCAAAGACUGGUCAAUUUUAUUUGAAGGUUAUUCACACAAGUGUGUGGGCUGGUCAGAAACGUAAGGGACAAUUGGCUAAAUGGAAGACGGCAGAAGAAGUUACCAGUUUGAUUCGUUCUCUUCCAGUCGAAGAACAACCAAAACAAAUUAUCGUUACAAGAAAGGGUUUGUUAGAUCCUCUUGAAGUUCACUUGCUGGACUUCCCUAACAUUGUGAUUAAGGGAAGUGAACUCAAUUUACCAUUCUCAGCUCUGCUCAAGAUUGAUAAAUUUAAUGACUUGGUCAUUAAGGCAAACGAACCAAAGAUGUUGGUGUUCAACUUGUUUGAUGACUGGAGAGAAACCACAAAUUCUUACACUGCCUUCCUCAGAUUAAUUUUGAUAUUACGUGCAUUUAACGUGAAUGCUGAAAAGACAAAGAUGAUUUUGAAGCCUAACAAGACAACCAUUACUCAACCACAUCAUGUUUGGCCAACUUUGGAUGAUCAGACAUGGAUGAAGGUAGAGCUUGCCUUGAAGGAUUUAAUUUUGUCGGACUAUGGAAAGAAGAACAAUGUCAAAGUCACUUCUUUAACUCAAUCCGAAGUUCGUGACAUUAUUCUCGGUAUGGAGAUUGCUCCACCAUCCAUCCAACAACAACAAAUCGCAGAGAUUGAAAAGGAGGCUAAGGAGGCAACUCAACUUACCACUAUUACUACCAAGAAAACAAACGCCUAUGGUGAAGAAAUUAUUACUGUGACAUCUACUCCCUAUGAACAAGAAACCUUCAGUAGUAAGACCGACUGGAGAAUGAGAGCCAUUUCUGCUCCCAACCUUCAAAUCAGAACGAAGCGUAUCUUUAUCGAGCAAGAGGAAAUUUCUGAGAACGCUUAUGAUUAUGUGUUACCAAUGAAUAUUCUCAAGAAAUUUAUUGCAAUUUCAGAUUUAAGAACUCAAGUCAUGGGUUAUGUCUAUGGAAAAUCACCUGAAGACAAUCCAAAGGUCAAGGAGAUUCAUUGCAUUGUGCUUGUUCCACAAUUAGGUACCCAUAAGACCAUUAGCGUUCCAAAGCAGCUUCCUGAUCAUGAAAUUUUGAAUUCUCUCGAACCCCUUGGUUGGAUUCACACACAACCUUCCUCCGUCAGUCACACCACUUUGACUCCUCAAGAUGUCACUUUCCACUCGAAGGUUAUGAGCCAACACAAAUCAUGGGAUGGAGAAAAGACUGUCACUAUUACAUGCCAAAUUACUCCUGGAUCCUGCAACUUGACAGCUCAUAAAUUAACACCAGAAGGUUAUGAUUGGGGAAGAAAGAAUAAGGACAUUUUCAGUGACGAACCACAAGGAUUUAAUCAUGGUGCAUUCUAUGAAGGCGUCCAAUUAAUUUUAUCAGAGUCAUUCAUGGGAUUCUUCAUGGUUCCAGAGGAAGGAUCUUGGAACUACUACUUUAUGGGAUAUGGUCACACUGAAAAUAUGGAAUAUGGUGUCACUCUUGGUGUACCAAAAGAAUUUUAUCAUGAAGUUCAUCGUCCUCAUCACUUUUGA